UCGCACCGGGCACCUGUAGAAACAUGGCGGUACAGCACGGCGGGAUUUGUAGAGGAAAGCCAUGCUGGAGUUAAUGAACAGGUAGUGCACAAGUCCAAACCUACUUUGAUAUGAUUAUACCUUAAGUCAGCUUUCCACAUCUGCCCAUAGACUUCCAACUUCUACACAUUGAACCUUAAAAUUAAAAAAAAGGACGCUUUUCAAAUGUAAGAUGCUGAGGAUCUGACUUCCAUCAGUCAGCUGUUUCCACUCACCAGUUUUCUAAUGGCUUGGCUCACUCAACCACAAAUGAUGCAGCUGAAUCCCUCCAGAUACACCUUCUUAAUUUGGCGGAGGGGGAUCAUUAAGAAAGGAAACGGCAGCAAACUCAUUCAGGAAAUCCCUCCAGCCGGGUGUGUCGCACCAUCACCAACUUCAAGAGUGAAGGCAGCACGCAGAGAAACAGUUUUAUAGGUGUCACAUAUGGCUGUGGGAUCAAAUGACUGUUUAUCCUCCCUGUGGUGAUGCCUGCAGCACCUCAGGGACAUCAAAAGGGAUCAGACCGUUCAGGUAAGGAGGGAGGAGGGGGGGACUUGAAAUGGCCACAUACAAAAACACCAAACCUCAACUGAGACACAAAAAGAGCUCAGAGCACUUCUCAGCAGAAGCAGCAGAUAAUAAAGCAUGGGUCAUUUAUAGUAGAGAUUAAAACUAACAAGCUACUUAAAGCCUUGUUUGCUUUUAGUCCCCUUGUGAAGAAGGCUGAAAUGAAAGGUGAUGACUUUUUAUAACCUUCAAGAGAAAACAAGACCACCAGAAACAAGACUGACUAUACUUUAUUAUCAUUUGUAUGCCUGAAACUGCUGCAAAACCAGACGACUGAGAGCGUGAUGAAGACACAGCAGCAGAUAUGACACAUUUAAAGAGAGCAGGAUGAGAUUUUUUUCACAGGAUACAGCCUUGGCAUGUACAAAACUAGACCAACAGGGGGCGCCAAAGCCAAAACAUAAGUAAAGUUCCUCCCAGCCACUUUGAGAUUUAAAGGGACGUUUUUAGAAAUGGCAAACUUUGUGUAAGAGGAAAGUUGGAUUUUCCUUAUUUGCAAUUAAGAUGAUAUUUUGUUUAUGGACUCUGUUGCUGGAUGUCUCUUGUGUCACACUGCAAAUUAGUCUUUUGAUAGCAAUAGCAAUGUUAUUUAUAAAGCACAUUUCAUUACAAAUAGCAAUUGCAAUUUUUUUUGGGACUAAAACAGUGAAAAGCAUUUAAAUUUCUCCUUCUGGAUGAUUUUUUUUGUUGUGCACACAAAAAAAAGUGUAAAUGUAAUGUCAGAUGAAAUAAAUCAAGGAGAAUUUGUAAGAAAUAGACUUUCUGUUAAGAUAGACGUUGGACAGAAAAGUUGGUUUGAGUUUUCUUUUCCUCUUCAUCGUCUUUGGUCAGGGACUUACCGUGAUUGACUGGAUCUUUGGCUGAAUCUGCAGCAUGUUCAACCAUCAUUUUAAACACCCAGUGUCCAGACCUGUUCCUGCUCUUUGUCUGCAGUGGACCCCAGAGCCUCCGUGUUUUUAAAUGCAUAAGCCCCGAGGGUAUUUCCAUUUCUGUCAAAGAGCAAGUUUAGCCAGCGGAGUGUGUGAGUGUGUGUGUUUGUUUAGAGAUCAAAGAACCAAACCACUGCUGCAUUAAUCAGAGAGAAACAGGUCAGAGGACUUCACACUGCUGGACUGACCAUACCUGCUGCUCUGAUGAAAGCAGUGAGGUUUAUCUCUCCCUCUGAAUAAAGACUUUCUCUUUGACUUUUCACAGCCUUUAAACAUUCGCUUCAGCUGAUGAUAUCUAUGUGAAAGUGCGCCUGAGGAGCUGAAGUCUGUGAGGUACAUCUUGUAGCUGAAGAAUGAGAUGUGAGAGAGGAUGAUGUUCCAUAUCAGUGUUUUUAUGAGGCAUGAAAAUCACACUUCUGAGGAGACUGAUUUAAUGAAGCUCUGUUACUAAUGUCUGAAUAGUUAUAUACUGCAAUACAUCUUACAAGAGUUCUUUGAUUUGAGUACAAAUGGCCUCCUGUGCAUACAUACAAACUCAGGAGGGCGAUGAAAGCUUUCACCACUAGAGGGAGCUAUAAACCAACAUAUGGAUAUUACUACCUGCAGUUUUCGAAUACAAAACAUCACAUCCAAUGCAGUUUCCUCAUAUAGCUGUGUCAUCAUUCAUAUGUAAGUUUAAUAAUUAACACUUAUACGCCUUAAAAUGACAACACAGUCACAUCUUCUGAGCUGGAUAGACGUCCUCUAGAAGUUAUAGUCACCUUUCUAGCUUUAUCAUAACUUCUACUUUCUUGAGGCAGAAAGUGAGUUUGUAUUUUUGUGAAUUGUGGAAAUCGUUGAUAGAAUAGUUGAUUAUAUCAUAGAUAACUUAUUUCCUUUUGUGUCUGGGAGCUGCCAACCACCUCAUAUGUGUUUGUGUAUUCAUUCAAAGCACCUGACACCCGGCAGGCUGGCCAAAACACACACAACCAGGUACAGAGACGGUUUCUUUCCAAGGGCCAUCACUCGUCCAUGCUGCUAGUCUCCUUAUAACUCUGCCAUACUUCUACCAAUCUGUAUGUUAGGAAAUAGUCAUGCGCAAUAUUUAUAUUUUAUAGUUUUACAGUUUGUUCUGAUUCUUAUUGAGUGGAAGAUGUGACUCUUGGUUGCUGCCAACAGUCCUGACACCACAAGUGGUCACACCUGUAUUUAUUAGGCAUCUCAGGUGUAAAACCAUGCCUUAUCAGUCCUGCCUACACUCAAGUGAUGUAAAUUUGUUAUGCAUAGGUCAAAGUUUUCAUAACGAACAACCUCAAACCUCACAGGAGCAGCAGCUACAAUGUGUGAUUGAGCUGCCUGUCUAUCCUCAUGGAAGAAGACUAGAACUGAUUUAUGUCCUUUAAUCCAGAGGAUAUGCAUCUAACAUUAAAUCAGCCCAAUAAGGAGACAUAAUGGUGAUAGAUUUGGGAGGAACAGAACUAUGACAAUCAUUGAGGAAAAGAGUACAGAGUUUUAACCUCUGAUGGUUUGCAUACAUUAGACACAUGCAGUUUCCUUACUCAUUUAUCAGGAUCAGCAUUCUGCUAUGUGCACAACACACAACACCUUUCUGCUGUAAGCCCCUGCUGCAAACGCUCAACGGAAUCUGAUUUUUUUUUUUAGAGCACUUGGUUUUGCUGAGUUUGCACGUUUCCGUAACUGCAGUACCAGUUACCGCCGCUGCGUGUCGCUGUGUACCUUCUAUCUGCUGUAAAGGCGUUGUGUGUCUCAGCUGUGUUUGAAUGUAAGGACAGCAGACUGGAUCCUCCGCUGUCUCGAUGAACAGGAACACUUUCUGAUAAAAAUCAUAUUUUUAAAUAGAAGAAAAGUCAAGUUUUUGUGAAGUAUCGUGAGACCUUGAUUCAAAGUCACAACCCUGCCUAUACUUGUACUCUGUAUUCUAACUCUAAAAGGACGGGCUGGUCUUGUGACUGCUGUAGUGAUUUACCUCUGUGCAUUGUUUCAGGCUGCAACUGAGCACCUAUGUUAAUCGACUGAACCCUUUAAACAGGGAAUGAUCAUGACGUGCCUCUUUUACUGCAAGCAACAUAUUUGAAAGUGAAGUUAUUUUCAGUAUCACCAUUGCAUCUUCAAACUAAAGGGAUGCUUUUAAUAGGGAUUAGUCUGCACGGGAAAAAUGGCUUUUAUUUAAGGGUGAGCCUGAGAAGUGUGCAAACGUUUGAAACCUUUUAAGCUGGCCUUUUAGAAAAUAUAAACCUCUCAUCAUGCGCGUAAAACCAAACAGCUCUGUCUGUGUGAAAUCCACGCAGAGUGCUGAGUGUACACUGCAGGACCCGCUGAGGGAGGAAGAGGUGGUGGUGUUGUGGUGGUGAGACAGAAAAGGAGGAGGGUGCACAGUUAAUGUGCAGAGUAUCAUAAAGAGGUCAGACAUCGGACAGCGAGACUCCCUUUAACUUAAUCUAAAGAACAAAGCUGCAUGGCAGAUUUUGACUCCUUAAUUGUGCAUCAUGCAGAUAGUGCUUUUCUGCACGCUGUAUGGCCGUCGUUCCCCUAGUAGUCCAUCAUCGGACGCACAACACCGUAUACUGAGAAAAUAGAUCUGCGUCCGAUAAUGGAUGCAUCCCCAGCAGCUGCUUGUGUAAGCGUAAAGACGACCUGAAAGUGCAGCACUAUAACACUCAGACGCUGACAUCUGGGAAACUCCACUCGGUGUUCUCUGAGAGACAACUCAAAUCGCUGCGCUUUGCUCGGCGCACAGCCAAAUGGGCAUCAGGGGCCGAUGGGAAAUCAGGGUGGGGGUUGUGCGUACUUUUUUGAAAGGGGGAUGGACGAGCCACCGUGGCAGCCAAUGAGAGAGCCGCCCGAGAGGUUGCUGCUCUGAGUGACGAGAUGUAGGGAGGUUAUAUACUUCAGAUCUCACUACGAAGGUACAUUUAAACAAAUCAGUGAAGAGGGGAGAUACGUGCGAGAAAGAAGGAGACACACGUCUUUUCAGGCAAAACAACAACAACAACACCUGACUCUCUUAUCUUGGAUCAAAGUCUAUUUUGUGUGUUUUUUUGGAAAAACUUGGAGAUGUCCAACGUCCAGUUAACAAGCAGUGCGCUGGAGAGGCUGGUGGCCCGGAGGACCUUCCCUCUCCACCGGCGCACCAGCGUCUGCCGCAACCUCUUCGGAUCGGUGGAUCACGAAGAGCUGAACCGGGAGAUGAAAGACAAACUCCGGGAGAUUUCCGAUCGGGACCAGCAGAGGUGGAACUUUAAUUUCGAGACCAACACACCGCUGGUUGGGGACUACGCAUGGGAAGAAGUGGUCGUGGAUAAGACCCCCGUGUUUUAUCAGGACUCUGUACAGGACGAGAGGACCAGGGUGCCGGCGACGCCCGUGAAGCAGACACCCAUCAUCACAUCGGACUCUGUUCUCCCGGAGACCUCUCAUAUGGAUGUACUGGAGCGCUUGGCCCUGCCCGACUCUAGCAGCACCCCUUGCACGACUGAGGUCAACCAGGAGAACCGCACAGACAAGCUGAACUCAGGGAAAACGAGUCAGAGACAAGUCCCGUGUUUGAGACGCAAGAGGCCGACCACCCCUGACAACAACACACACAUCACAGACUUUUUCGUGAAACGAAGGAGGGCUGCUGACAGAAAAUCAAGUGAUAUGAGCGCGUGCCACCUCUCCAAAUCUCCAAUCCCGGUGGAACAAACUCCAAGAAAGAGAAUUCGCUGAAGAUGUGUGGUUUUUUUUUUGUUUGCACUAUUUUGCCUGCGCAUUUUUUGGGAACAAGAGGAGGUCGAUGUUUCUUCCAGCAACUUAAAGAACACCGGAGAGGAAAGCAGUGAAUGAGGGGACGGUGUGUGUUGGAGACAAAGCCCCCGACCGGACGGCUGCUCCGGCUCGGUUCGCCCCGGCGGAGCGCAGCCGGAAUCCGGAGCAGACUCUCAGGACUGAACGGUUUGGGGGAGGAAAGGAAGGGAGAGGAAAAAACUUCCCUGAAUGACUUCUAUCCAGUACAAAUGUAGCAUUGUUGCUUUUGCAUACAGCCACUCGACAGUGUUAAAUGUUUUAACAUCUGUGCAAUCCUAAAUAACUUAAAAAGAAUUGUCUACACUGGCCAAAAGUGUACAGCUUUAUAGAGACAGUAGCUUAAAUUUGUUUUAUUCUGUUCUGGUUUCUCAGUAAAUGUAUAUUUUUAAGACUAUUUUAACUUAUAAUUUAUUUAUGUUUCCUUAUAUUUGUGAAAUGCCUUGUUGAUUUAGCCACAAGGGCAUGACUUUAUUUUAUUUCACGUUAUUUUAUUGUUUCCAUUUUUGUAUUUUUUGAUGUUUCUGCAAUCAUGUAGCUUCUCUAUAGUAGUCUACACUUGAAAAGAUUAGGUUUCUUUGUGUCUCUGAGCCGUUUUUUUGUGCGUGUGUUUUUCUACAAGUGCCCUAAAUAUGUCUCGCAAAAGAUGAGAAUAAAAUAUUUUCACUUCAAAUGGA
This is a messenger RNA of Notolabrus celidotus (New Zealand spotty), 5974 nucleotides long. RefSeq names its product cyclin-dependent kinase inhibitor 1C-like. Gene Ontology annotation, cellular component: nucleus. Gene Ontology annotation, biological process: regulation of cell cycle. The record is from RefSeq and is a predicted model, not a curated record. The coding region runs from base 4569 to 5222 and encodes 217 amino acids. The transcript has 4 exons. Gene Ontology annotation, molecular function: cyclin-dependent protein serine/threonine kinase inhibitor activity. NCBI's taxonomy places the organism in Eukaryota, Metazoa, Chordata, Actinopteri, Labriformes, Labridae.